Molecule: messenger RNA, 3126 nt
Organism: Echinostoma caproni
Lineage: Eukaryota; Metazoa; Platyhelminthes; Trematoda; Plagiorchiida; Echinostomatidae
Source: the annotation of a GenBank genome assembly
AUGGGCAAUAAGCCGAGCUGUGACUCAGUGCAUUACGUGCCAGUCGGUCCAAGAACAUGCGAGAUCGCGAACAGAGGACGCACACAAGCCCUACACCCAAGUCGUUCUACGCAUGCGAACAAAAAGCCCGGACUGUAUUUGACACAGGAUAGUGACGACAUCCUCCCCUUGUCCACGAUGCGUUCACACUCACUGCACGUGACCGAUAGCACGUGGUGUUCCAGUAUUUCCCAAUCAAACACUCUGAAGUCGACUAUUCACGGUUCAGUAGAACAAACAGAUGCACUUUUUGGUACCAAAUCCAUCUCAAAUGAGCUAUCACCGGAAGAGAAGUUUACCAAAUUACGAAAGAAAUGCAAACGAAAUGGUGUAAAGCAAUCGAUAACUUUAGUAAAACAUANUUCCGUACCGCCAGCUGGUAAACCUCCCUUGGAAAUGGAACCGAGAACAAAGGAGACAUUCAAAUCAGGCAGCUCGAAAAGUGUGCGAACCGAGGCGCGCGCAGGCCAGUUCGAAAUGAAAGCAUUGAUGAACUCACAAACCACAGAUGCGACCGGGGACAACCAGGUGGAAUCAGAUCAAACGUUAGAUAUAGUUUCUGUGACCAGUAUGAGUCCGGCCUCUUUGCCACAACCCCCACCAAGAAACGAUCUCACCGCCGGAUCCAGAAAACCAGGAGCGCUAAAAGUAGUUCGUCGUUACAGUUCGUGUUUUCGACUAGUCAAAGGGGAUGGUGAAUAUGUGCGGAAAACAUGUCUGGCCCGAGCUAGUACACUACAGAAGUCGAGUUUGGUAAAGGAAUCGAAAACAGAUCUGAACAGUAUGAAACCGUAUCCGAACGAGCUGAGUCGAGCAGAAAAAGCCGAAUGGAAUAGUCCCACAUCAGAACCGACGAAUCCGACCAAGGAAGCAAAUCCUUCGGAACCGGAUGACUGUGAACUCAACCAGUCCUAUUUUUCCACGGAAUCAAUAAGUCACAUGAAUUUCCUGAUUCGAACGAUGCUACUGGAACAAGACGGUUUGCGUAAACAAUAUCAACUUUUAUCGGACGAGCGAUCCACUCUGGCGGAUGAGGUACAACGAUUGCAUUCCCGUUUAGAUGCAAGUCGUGAUGCCGGUUUGAAAUUGGAGACCGAAAACGGACGCUACAUUAGUGAUGCCCUGAAACACAAAUAUUUACUGGCUGAGAAGACGCAACUUCAGUUAGAGAUCGAUCGUCGAAAAUUGGCUAUUGAAGCUAAGGAAAUGGAACGACGUGAGUUGCUCAUGGAAUUGGAUCGUUUACAGCGUUUGAAAACCUGCUCGGAACGUCAAUAUCAGGAUGCUUUGAUGCAGUCGAAUUUUACCAGUCAACAAUUGCGUGAGAUGAGUGAGAAAUGUUCCAGCAUGGAACUGCAUCAAGACGAUAGUAGUAAGUUGCGCAAGAUGAUGUACAACCUGCAAGAGGUUAUGGGUCGUAUCCGAGUGAUUGCUAGUUUACGACCUACUGUGCACGAGUCAUGUCUGACUUAUUUGAACUCCGCCGAACUGACUUUCACACCACCCAAUCCAAAUGAUAGCAAUCGGAUGUUUUCGAAAAUUCGUCACCCAGAUACGCGUCCGGGUGAAAUUAAUGAACCAGUUCUUUGCCAAUUAUCUCAUGUGAUUUGUCCCGGAUCAUGUGUCCCGCUGGAAAUAUAUAAUGAGUUGAGCAGUACAAUUGAUGGUGUGAGUAACGGGCUAAAUGCUCUGCUUGUCAAUGCUGGUCCCGUUCAAUCGGGUAAAACCACAGCCAUGUUUGGCAGUCGGUUUAAACUGGACAACUGGUCCGAUCUGGGCACAACAAAUUUCCAAACAAAACAACGGACCAACAUCAAAAAGGAUAAAAAAUUGACCAGUUUGAAACAGCUGAUCAAAUCUGGUACAACUGCGUUUGCCGAUUUGAUACAUUCGGAAGAAUUUGCCACAUGUUACGGUCUGGUCGGACUCUGUCUGAUGCAGCUGGUCAAACAGAUCGAGGCUAAAGCAUCCAUUCAUAUUCGCGAAGGGGAAGUCACACGGAAGGAACUGCAAGCUGUAACCGUGUCUGUUCUCACGAUCCCGUUGGACGAUGGAAUCCCGGGAGCAGACCUGAUCGGAAACAAAUCGAUCAAAUGUCCUGCACAAACAUAUGAUGACGAAACCAGUACGGGUACAGAGAAAAAAAAUAAAUCUAUCAAAAUCGAUCUGAAACAACACGCAUUGAACACUCUGGCUGAAGUGAUCACUUUCUGUGACUUCAUACGGCAUCGAAUGCGAUCGAAACGGAGCACAAAAUCGCCCGGUUCAGUGGACUAUUCAACCCGUCAUUAUUUCCCAGCUCACACCGUGAUUAUUAUUCGAAUCAGCCAGCCGGUGAUCAGUGGGAAGCGACCGAAUGCAGCAUGCCCGCACAACGGUCUCCUCAUUCUGGUAGACACAGUCGGUCUGGAUGGCGAUUCAAUGAACACAACGGGAUUAGUUCAUCCCACGCAAAGUGUCGCUCGUCGUCACGCUUUGCACGCGUGGAAAGAUGUGGCCGCAUUGGCACAGAUGAUUAGAGUCAACCCUAACCCGAUCUGGUUUGAACGGAAUCGUCUUCUACGAAUUUUGCGUAGUUGCAUGCUUCAGAACGGGGUAAAUCCCAACACACGGCGAACCGGUUGCACUUUACUGCUCCACUUGCCUUGUGAUCAAAGCCAGGCGUACACGACAAUGCAAUGUUUACGCCUGGGUCUGUGGGUUAUGCAACUGAAUCGACGUCAAAACGAACGACUCCGGUUCCCGCAAGAUCAUAUCGUCACAGAUGGAAAAACUGUUGGCGACGUGGAGACCAAAUUACGCCCGAUCUGUUUGUGGAAGAUCGGUUCCAUUGGUGUGGCAUGUCCACUGGAUUUUAUGCGUGAUCGGUUGAAUCUUUCACAACGCAGUUUGACGAGUUUGGAUCGGACAAGUCGCUGGUCCGUGCAGUAUCCGAUUGUGUCACCCGUGCAGAGCACUUCGUUGAACGAGUCAUCUGAUCCGUCGACAAGAUCCGUGCAAACCAGACGCCAAUCGCAAUCACGACAAAACGCGAUUUCCGGUACAGUCGGAGUAGGUAAAUUGGAAAGAAAUCAAUCAAUACGUUGA